AUGGCAACUCCCAGAAGGGCCAAGGCCAAAACCAGGGCCCAGAGCAGCGCCUUGCUCCUCGAAAAGCUCUCUACCGUUCUACCCAAGGGCUACCGCUUCGGCAUCUAUCACCUGUCCACGCCCCCGACCAAGACGAACGCGCUUUACUCUGCGCCGCCCGAGGAACGAGACGACAAGACCUUCUGCGAGAAGCACUUCCUCGCCAUUUCGAUCGAUACCCGCCCGACCACCGAGAUCGAGCAGUCCAAGGACAUCACGGCGAAAGACAGCGGCUCUAAGCAGGUCCUGGUCCUGGCCUUGGAGGUCUACAUCUACACGACUGCCCACUCCAGCACGCUGUUCGUCGCCAAGGCCGACUCGACUGGAUACCUCAAGCUUCUCAACUUGCCCAAGGGCACGCCGUCGCCAAUCAAGGAAAUCGCCAGUGCGUUUGUCACCUACCUUGUCGAACAGCGACGACGUCAAGGCAAGCAGUUCGUCGUCAGCCUAUUCGCCCGCGCGCAGAACCAGUACCUCUUUCCUGGUAGCGUGGAUUACAAUGGCAAGCAUGUCCUCGAUGACAGAGGGCUCGUCAAGUGGUGGUGCAAGGUGCUGGAUCCCCUUCUUGACAAACCCCCUGUUGGCAAGGGUGAGCCGUGGGGUGGUGUAAAAGGGUACCUCCUCAUUCCGGGUCUCGACAACUACGAGACCAAAGCCUUCAUUCCCCGUGGACCAAAGAGCGCCACCAACUGGGUUCUGGGACACGCGCUGGAGAAGAUUUCGCACUACACCAAGGAGUACGACUGGGUGCCUGUGCGCUGUCUCAUUCCCCAGUUUCCCGACGACCCGAAGUCGCGAUUCAGAGAUGAGUUGGAUGAGGAGGCUGGCAAGUCGAAGCAGCUCAAGACGACGGGCUUGUGGAAGAGUGUGAAGACUCUUGACGCGUUCUGGGAGAUGAUGGCGUUCAGACAGGAGUGUUCCAGUGGGAGGUUGACCGGCUUCAUCUGGGUUGUCUUUGACCCAAAUGAUGAAAAGAGUGAACAAGCGCGACGCGAAAGCGUCACUUCAAGCCUGCCGACGCUAAACCAGUCAUUUGAUCCGUCUAACCCGCCCACAACACCAUCUCGCCAGAAAGCUGCACGGCCCACCACACCCACGUCCACCCCUCGCAAGUUGUUUCCGGUGUCGCCGUCCGGCACGCCGUCGAAAAAUAAGCCAGAGGAGAAGAAGAAGCCGAAAAAGAAGAAGAAGCGGGGCAUCGUCAUGACCCGCCAACCUCGCAUCAAGAAGCACCAACGCAACUACCUUCUAGACAAGCCCAUUUCCAGCGCGUACUACUACUGGCCAGCCGAAGGAAGAGGUCGAAAGAUUGUCGAUGAGAAUGGCUACAAGCGCGUCAACGAGCUGCUGCUCCACCUGGAUUUCUCAAAGCCUGAUCUGGCAACGGGCAGCACACGACGAUGGAUUAACGAAGUUGGAAUGGGCGACUCGUGGGGUCUCGAAGUCGUAGGCAAGCGGGAAAUUACUGCGCCGCCAUCGAACGGAUCGUCGUCUGGGGAGGUCAAUAAUCUCUCCGGCCUUGUUAAGCGCAAGCGACCCGAAGAUGCCGCAACAGAUGAGCCAGCGGGCAAGGUUAAUGUUCUUGCUACCGGGCUCAUCCGCAAAAAGCCCAAGACUGAAGAGGUGGUGGACGAGACGAAGGCGGGUAACGAGAAGCCAGCGGUCAACGUACUCGGCGCUGGGUUGAUUCGAAAGAAGCCCAAGGAAGAGAAGAAAGACGACGAAGCUGCGAAGCCCCAAGAGGCGCCAGCGGCCACAUGA
Messenger RNA from Colletotrichum karsti, 1800 nucleotides. RefSeq names its product DNA damage response protein. Gene Ontology annotation, molecular function: histone H3K56 acetyltransferase activity. Gene Ontology annotation, biological process: DNA damage response. The transcript has a single exon. The coding region runs from base 1 to 1800 and encodes 599 amino acids. Gene Ontology annotation, cellular component: nucleus. NCBI's taxonomy places the organism in Eukaryota, Fungi, Ascomycota, Sordariomycetes, Glomerellales, Glomerellaceae. The record is from RefSeq and is a predicted model, not a curated record.